This is a messenger RNA of Sphenostylis stenocarpa, 303 nucleotides long. NCBI's taxonomy places the organism in Eukaryota, Viridiplantae, Streptophyta, Magnoliopsida, Fabales, Fabaceae. The record is from the annotation of a GenBank genome assembly.
AUGCUCCCUAACACCCACCAACGAGACAGUGCUGCUUCACCAUCUCAGCCCACGGCUCUUGACAGAAACACCUUCUGCUACCUUCAUUCGAAAGAUAAGUUUGUUUAUAGUAAGAGAAUGAACUACAGAAUGGGUCGUGUUUCAGCUGCUGAAUUUGCCAAUAGAAACAGGUUGAGAAGCCAAAAGCCACUUCCCAAAAGAGGGCAGAUAAAGUCCAAGAUAGCAGCCAAUGCUUUUCAUUCUAUCAUAUCUGUAAUUUCCAGAGCCUCUUCCUCCGGUUUCAAUUCUCCAAGGAAAAACUAG